GUGUCUUUCUGUCUGUCUGUCUGUGUCUGUAUCCGCCUGCCUGUGGACUCCUCCUGUCAGCUGCUGUUCACCUUCUUCAUGUGCAGCCUCUUGCGGGCUCCUCAAACAUGAGCCCUCUGUCAUAGCAGCGGAAUAACCCGACUCGCCGUGUACCUCAUUCACCUGCUGCUUAUUACUGGUGCCUGUUCCGGACCUUUGCUGUUAGAGUGCCGAACUGUCUUGUGAGACCAGACAUGAAACAUUCCGGUUGUCUUUUAAAUACUAAAUCUUUUUUCAUCGGCCUCUUCAGCAGACACACCCUGUCCCAGCUACAUACUCACCCGCUGUCUCCUCACCUCCCCUCACCCUGUCAGUGGGUCGCUGCACGCCAAUGACAACUGUAGCAGUCCUGGGAGGGGGGAUCGGGGGGUUGGCAGCGGCUUACUACCUUUGCAAAAGCCCCCAGGUUUCAAAGGUCAUCCUUGUGGAGGCCAGCAGCCGUGUGGGAGGUUGGCUGUCGUCCACCAGGAGGGCGGAUGGAGCCGUGUUUGAACAUGGGCCCAGAGGGAUUCGGCCUGCUGGGGCGGUUGGACGCAACACACUCAACAUGGUGGAUGACCUGGGCCUGGCUGGGGAGAUUCUUCCAGUCACCUACAGUCAUGUUGCCUCUAAGAACAGAUAUCUGUAUGUGAAGGGACAGCUCCACAAGAUGCCCUCAGGAAUCAGUGGACUUUUGCGGACAGUCCCGCCCUUCUCUCGUCCCCUCCUGUUGAGCGUUGCCAUGGAGAUACUUGUGAAGAAAAACAAGGAGGACGAUGAAUCUAUCCAUUCAUUUGUUACUCGGAGGCUGGGAAAGGAGUUGGCGGACAUAGCUGUAGACAGUUUGUGUCGCGGUGUGUUUGCAGGGGACUGCAGGAAGUUAAGCAUACGCUCUUGUUUUCCGCCGCUCUACAACGCAGAGCAGCAUAGAGGUUCCCUGACACUGGGCAUGCUGCUGGGCUCAGGUCCCACUCCUGUGAUCCCCCCUGGCCCACUGGCUCAGAGGUCUAUAGAAGAGUCGUGGGCCCAGUGGUCCCUGAGAAGAGGAGUGGAGUCCCUCCCCGAAUCCAUCACAGACUACCUUCAACAAAGCGGGAGAGUAGAGCUUCACAGAGACGCAGCUGUUAAAAACAUCUGUCCCUCAAACUCUGGCUGGAAGAUCAAUUUGGAGGAUGGAGUCGUAUCAGCCGAUCACAUCAUCUCUGCUCUGCCUGCUAAAGCCCUCUCGUCAGCCCUGCCUUCCUCCUGUCAACCUCUCAUCCAGGAGCUGCAGGACAUCGCCACGGUAACGGUCGCUGUGGUAAAUCUGGAGUAUGACGGUUCCAUCUUGCCUGCAAUGGGUUUUGGUCACCUGGUUCCAUCAUCAGAGGAUCGGGGUUUGCUCGGGGUCACCUAUGACUCUGUUCCCUUCCCUGAACACAACAGACCUGAUGGGCAGACGACUAGACUGACGGUGAUGAUGGGCGGGGCCUGGUUCCAGGAAGAGUUCGGGGACCCAGAAACAGUGUCAGAGGAGCGUCUUCUAGCGAGAGCCACAGAGGCGGUGCACUGCCACCUGGGAGUCACCGCAGCACCCAGGUGGAGCUGGGUGGCUCUACAAAGGGACUGCAUACCUCAGUACUAUGAAGGACACUACAGGAGAGUUGAGUCCAUGCGUAGCUUCAUAAAGAAGAAAAGUCUCUCGCUGUCUCUUAUUGGUUCCUGCUAUGAUGGUGUGUCGGUGAAUGAUGUCAUCUUCAGUGGACGGAGAGCUGUGGAGGAGUUGUUGGGGACUGGGGUUUGAUAAAGUAGGCAGCAUCUCACCAGGAGGAUGCUUUGUGUUGUGAAGGCAGACAGCCAAUAUCACGUGCCAGCAUCUUUCUACCCAUAAUGCCUCCUACCUCUCAGGUGCUGCCUCCCUCGGACACUGCAUUUGAGGACCUUUUGCGUCACAGCGAAGCGACAAGGCGGUCCCAUUUUAAAGGCUCCUCGGAAUGUAGGCGACAAAUGCUGCCAUUCCCCAGAAACGAAGGCUCCAACCUGUUUAUCUUUCCCAGACAAAUCUAUCCCAGGAUGCAACUGUUUUUCGAAGAGGUUACAGCUAAUACAAGCAACAAAAACAUCCAACGCCUGAGUAUCAUGCUUGAACUUUACCAAGCAGCUGAUGCUACACUUAGUAAAAAACCAAGGUUCAUUCAAACUCUCAUAGCAAUAAGCCUCUUUAGACCAAACCUUCUGGGCAUUGGCAGAUAAAGUCCUAUUUAUCUACUACUGCUGUGUAUAAGAUUGUAUUUUAAUAUUGCAAUAUCCAAAUAAAAUGACAGGUUGUUAAAUUCAUGCUGUGUCGAGGUCAAGCACCUGUUUCUGUUCUGAUUCUAGUCCUCUUGAGUUUAUUUAUGUGUUGAUACAUGGUCUUUAUUGCGUCCCAGUAAGUGGGAUUUACCUACUGAUGUGACUCGCACUUUAAAUAAAGCCUUGUUGUAACUACAA
Messenger RNA from Platichthys flesus (European flounder), 2487 nucleotides. RefSeq names its product protoporphyrinogen oxidase (gene ppox). Gene Ontology annotation, cellular component: mitochondrial inner membrane. Bases 371 to 1801 code for a protein of 476 amino acids. Gene Ontology annotation, biological process: heme biosynthetic process. Gene Ontology annotation, molecular function: protoporphyrinogen oxidase activity, oxygen as acceptor. Lineage: Eukaryota; Metazoa; Chordata; Actinopteri; Pleuronectiformes; Pleuronectidae. The record is from RefSeq and is a predicted model, not a curated record. The transcript has 13 exons.